Molecule: messenger RNA, 1152 nt
Organism: Macadamia integrifolia
Lineage: Eukaryota; Viridiplantae; Streptophyta; Magnoliopsida; Proteales; Proteaceae
Product: glycine-rich RNA-binding protein RZ1A-like
Exons: 4
Coding region: 184-840 (218 amino acids)
Molecular function (GO): RNA binding; zinc ion binding
Source: RefSeq, a predicted model, not a curated record
GUCUUCACUGAGUUCACUCUUUUCACAGACAGAGAGACAGAGAGAGAGAGAGAGAGAGAGAGAGAGAGAGGGAGAGGUCUUAGCCAUUCGCUCGUCUGGUUUGCGGUUUCUUGCAAAGAAAGAGAAGUGGAAAUCUUUUCUUCGAUUUAUACUACUUAGUUUGACAGUUCCAGCAUUGCACACAUGGAUGAUGAUGUUGAAUACCGUUGUUUUAUCGGGGGUCUUGCAUGGUCAACAUCUGACAGUGGUCUUAAACAUGCAUUUGAAAAGUUUGGCAAUCUUGUUGAAGCAAAGGUAGUUGUGGAUAGGUUUUCUGGUCGUUCUCGUGGAUUUGGGUUUGUCACCUUUGAUGACAAGAGAGCAAUGGAAGAUGCUAUUGAAGCAAUGAAUGGUAUGGAUCUAGAUGGGAGAGCUAUUACUGUUGAUAAAGCUCAGCCUCAUCAGGGCUCUGGUAGGGACCGUGAUCGGGACCGUGACCGGGGGCAAGGGCGUGAUCGUUACUAUGGUGGUGGCCGGGAUCGUGACUACGGUGGUGGGCGGGAUAGUGACUAUGUUGGUGGCCGGGGUUCCAAUUCUGGGGAGUGCUUUAAAUGUGGCAAGCCUGGGCAUUUUGCAAGGGAGUGUCCAUCUAGUGAUGGGGCAAGAGGAGGCCGGUACAGUGGAAAUGAUUCUAAAUAUGGUGGUGGUGGUGGUGGUAACAGUCGUUAUGGGCCUGAUCGUAAUGGGGAUCGUUAUGGUGGACGCGACAGGGAUGGUGGUAAUCGUGGGAGUUCUGGAAGUGACCGAUAUAAUCGUGACCGUUCUGGCCCAUAUGAGCGACCAGGAGGCUUCCGUUCUUGAGAAAUGAGGAUUUCCUUUUUUUAAGUUGAGGAGCGGGUGGAAAUGCUGCAAGUGCAAGGAAAAGGUUGAAAGUGUACAUUCUUCGAGGCCACAGAAUGAUGUCUUUUCUUCAUGUAUCUGCUGAGACCAAUCUAGCUAAUCUCACUUUGGCAGUGUGAAACUUUGCAAGAAUAUGUGGUUCAACUGUUUUGAGUUCUGUCAGAUGCUCAGUACCUUGUUUUGGUCCGAAUGGGGUCUUGUAUGCUUGCUUGACAUACAUCUCAAACUUGGUGUUAUAGUCUUUGAAUGCCAUUAUUGCUACUGGAUUCUGGA